AUGACACUUAAUUCAUCUAGUAAGACAACAGCGACGACAGAAAUUAGAAGAAACGGUAUUAAUACGCAAAAUUGCUCAUCAAUCUUUAACGAACAGGAUCAUUUACCUCUUUCACAUGUACAAGAAAAGUUAAAAGGCGACGACGCUCCUUUGGUAGAAAAUGUCGACAGCUUUUUAAUUAAACCAAUACAAUCUAGACACUACACCUACUUUUGUGAUUACAAGUGUAAUACUAUCGAUAAUAUUGGAGAAGGUUCUACUCAAGGAACCACUCAAGAGACCGAGAAUUCUUCCUCUGAAAAUCAAUUUGAAAUGAAGCAGAAAAGGAUAGUUCAAAAAGAUAAUUCAAAAGAAGAACCAAUGGUUUUCAUGAAUGCUCGAGAGAAUAGAAUCGAAUCAAUAACGGAAGCCGAAGAAAAGGAUAACACCGUUUCUAACGUUACUAUUGAAACCACUCUUCGGAAUAAAAGAUCAGAUAAUUUAUUACGUGAUUCCGGCUAUGGUGAAAAAGCAAC
Molecule: messenger RNA, 515 nt
Organism: Funneliformis caledonium
Lineage: Eukaryota; Fungi; Glomeromycota; Glomeromycetes; Glomerales; Glomeraceae
Source: the annotation of a GenBank genome assembly